AUGGAUGAACCAAUAGUAAAAUCAUUAAACACAAAAGAUAGAAUUUCCCGAUGUAUCGAUUGGUUAAAGGAACAAAAUAACCCAAAGAAGCUAUCCUUGCAAAAUAAGAAUGAUAUUCAGUUUAUAAUAGAGACAAAUGCUCAUAGGAAGAAAUUUUUUCUAACAGCUGAAGAUGAUGCAACAGUACCUGUUGGUGUUGGUGAAGUUGAAUUAGAGCCAAGAAAUGUGCCUGUCCAAAAGUUAAGACAUGAAAGAUUAUGUUUAGAAUGUGAAUGGCCUUCAUGUCGGGAAUUCUUCUCCAACUAUGUGAUGUUUCAAGCUCAUGUUAGAAUGCAUAUCUCGGAUGUACAUAUUACUAAAAUGGAUGGAAAUGUUUUCUAUCACUGUCUUUGGGAUGUAUGUGGACACAAGUCAUCAGACCGAGAUCAAAUUAUACGACACAUCAAUUAUCAUGCAUAUCAUGCUAAGUUACUUGCCAUUGGCUUUAAUGCGAGAGCGACGUUAAAGUUAGAGAGGUGUAAAAAGGAUUCAACCAAACGAAAUCAGUUACCGCCGCUACUGGGUGACCAUUGCUGUAUGUGGUAUCGGUGUACUCAAUAUUUUGAUUCUAUACAGGAUUUUUUAGACCACGUUCAAACGCAUAUAGCAUCAUGUUCGCGAGGUCAAGUGGUAUGCUCAUGGGCGGGAUGUGGGGCCGUAUUUGUUGAAAAAUCCCAACUUAGUCGACACAUGCGAGCGCAUACUUUGGAACGGCUUAUUGCCUGCUACCAUUGCGGAACGCAUUUUGCGCUCAAUAGAAAGUUGUCGGACCAUUUGUUGAGACAGAAUGUCGACCCAUCGGCCGGUCACAAAUGUUCGAUUUGCGGCGAAUUCUUCGCUAGCGAUUAUUUGUUACGCGAACAUGUCCGCCGUCACGUCUCUUGUUACGCGUGUUCAUUGUGUGAUAUGUCCCAACCAACGCCCGCUGACUUGGCACAUCACGUGAGGUACAGGCAUAUGGCCAGCGAAGACGUGAGACGGCAUGCUUGCCCGGAUUGCGAUUAUAAGGCAGUGACGAAAUAUGAUCUACGCGCUCAUAUAAAAAUUCACAAUCGUAAACGUAAGAAGUCUAGCGACUCAGACUCGGAUUGUGAAGUGAAAAAGCAAAAAAAUACAAGAAAAUACAUUUGCCAUAUAUGUCCUGAUAAUAAACCGACGAUUUUUGCGAGAGGUACAUAUUUAACUACGCAUUUGGUUAAAGUCCAUGGAGCUCAAUGGCCGUGUGGGCAUAGUAGGUUUAGGUAUCAAAAAAGCGAAGACGGUAUGUUCAGGCUUACAACUACUAGAUUCGAAGUUUUAGAAGUGUCAAAGAAAAUCGUUAACGGUUGUCGCGGGCCCAACGCUACCCUCUCUAAUAAAUACGAAUUUAAUAUCAGAAAAGUAGCAGAUUGUACUGCAACUGCUCCGACGCGUUACGAAAUAAGCAUAAGAAAUGGCUUGAGACCAACAGACAGCCAAGAGAAUACAAUUAAAAAAAUAUAUAAAGAAGAACAAAAUACGAAAAGUGAUACAGGAAGGAAAGAGAUUAAAAAGAAGAAAAGCCUAAAAAGAAAACUGUCGCUCGGAAAAGACCGAAGAAGGAAAAACAGCCAAUAG
Molecule: messenger RNA, 1635 nt
Organism: Pieris macdunnoughi
Lineage: Eukaryota; Metazoa; Arthropoda; Insecta; Lepidoptera; Pieridae
Source: the annotation of a GenBank genome assembly